Molecule: messenger RNA, 2063 nt
Organism: Agrilus planipennis (emerald ash borer)
Lineage: Eukaryota; Metazoa; Arthropoda; Insecta; Coleoptera; Buprestidae
Product: coiled-coil domain-containing protein 96-like
Exons: 6
Coding region: 139-1941 (600 amino acids)
Biological process (GO): cilium assembly
Cellular component (GO): ciliary basal body; axoneme
Source: RefSeq, a predicted model, not a curated record
AAAAUGUAUGAGUUCUAGCAGCCAAUGUAGCAUUCUUUUCCAUUUUUCACAAAACUAUUUUGGUUGACAAUUGUGUACACAUGUCAUAAUAAUUAUUUUUCUAAUUAUUUCGUAUUAUGUUAAAUAUUUGUUGACAAAAUGAGCGACAUUGUUUUAACUCUUGACGAUGAUCAGCCAAGUGCCGAGCGUCCUGCAAUACAGGAAGCAGAACAAGAGAAUAAAGAUGAGGAGGAAGGAGAGGAAGACGAAGAACAUGAAGAGCAAGAGAGGGAAGAGGAAGAAGAAAAUGAAGAGGAGGAAGAGGAAGGAGAAGAAGAGGAGAUAAAGAAACGGAAACAUGUGCCUGUAAUGAGAAGGAUACGUCGAAGGAGAAUAAUAAGAUAUAUUGAGGAGGGAUCUGAAGAAGAGGAGGAAGAAGAGGAAGAAGAGGAGUGGGAGGAAUAUGAAGAGGAAGAGGAAGAAGAGGAAGAGGAAGAGAAAGAGAAAAGGGAAAAGGGCGAAGAAGAAGAAAGCUCAGAAGAAAGUGAGGAAGAAGAGGCAGAGAAACAAGAUAGAAGGAGGGUUGUAUUUGAACGUAAGAAACAAAAGACGAGGAGUCCAUCUUUCUUCGCGAGAAGACAAUCGAGGAGGUUCAGCUUUAAAUUUCAACCCAGUGAUGACACAGGGGUCACCGGAGAUUUUGACGUGUCGAAGGUGUCAGCCCCCCUGAUUCCACCGGCGAGGGAGGUGGUAGAAAAAAAAGCCGAGGCCAAAAAGAAACGUGUCGUGGAAGAAAUUGAGUCCGAAGAGGAGGAACAGGCCAUGGAAGAGGAAGAGGAGGAGGAAGAAGAAAUUUUUGAUAGAGAAGGAUACAUCGAGGAGGCGCGCAAGUUGCAGAACGAGUAUACGAUUGUCAAGAAAAAAAACAAGUUUUUGCAGAAACGCAUGGCUGAACAUUACAGGAAGAAAAAGAUGGAUUAUGUUUUAAAAGAAACAGAUAAUCAAGUGGAAAACGAACGUAGAUAUUUGAAGAAGUUGGACUCACUUGCAUAUUUCAAAAGUUUCGAGGAGUACUCCAGAAAUGCGAUAAAUAUAGAAAUCGGGAGUUUAACAAGUGAACUUGAAGAAAACGUGGAAGAGAUGAAUAAAUCAUUCAAUCAACUCCAAGAAACCGAGAAGAUUACAGGAUCGGGUCUGAUUACUUUAAGAACUGGAAAAGAAAUUCCACAAAAGGUUGUCGAAAAAUACUUGCUGAGACAGUACAAAAAAUGGAAAGAGGUAGCUGAUCGAAGAUUGGCCUAUAUAAAAGCCCGGGAGGCUGUGAAGCAUAAACAUCAGACGCUCGAAGACAUGGAUCGAAUCGGUGAAGGACUUCAUCUAAUCGAUUUUGAACAGCUGAAGAUCGAAAAUCAAAUGCACAUAGACAAAAUCGAAGAGCGUGAUGACGAACUUGGCAAUUUGAGGAAGAAAGGCACCAAAGCGCUCCAAUGUUUGGCACACAUGCGAGAAAAAUUGGCUGAAUUGCAAAUCGAACUCGAUGACAAAAACCUACUGUUGGGAGAACUUCAAAUGGAGUUCAUAGAAGAAAGGGAGCGUCUGAAUUAUUUUAAGGUUGAACGCGAUCGAAUUCGUAAGAAAACCAAUCAGUUACUAGAAAAUUCGGGAUUAUUGCUGAAGUCAAAGUUAUUGUGCGACAUGGAGAGGACAAUGAAGGAAAAUGAGGAGAUGAAACUCAAAGUGGAAGAGGUAAAAAACGAAAAUGCAAAAAUCAAAGAGCACAUAGAAGCAGUUAAGAAAAAUAUGACCAAAAUUCAUCGGUUCAAGUUGCACGCCGAGGAAAGUAAUACGUUGGAAGAGAAGAAAGAGAAACCGUCGAUCGAAAAGGAAAAGGGUAAAAAAAUUUAUAAAGGAAGACCUACGCUGUUUUACCCCACGUUACCCAACAGACUUAAUUCUAUUUAAAAUUGUAUUUAAUCGCUACUCAUACUCAAAUAAACAAAUUUUAAAUAUUUGACCUUACAAAAACCCUUGAUGAAUAGGUCAAAAAGACAGUACAAUUAUUUAUUUAUAGAUGCUGUAUGAAA